AUGAGUAGUUGGCAGGCAGGACAGCCAACGCCUUCCCCAAGCCACCCUCAGUCAAGCCCAGCGCUCACUGGGUCUCAAGACCGUCCUCACCGUCCCCAUCCUCCUACUCGAGCCUCAACUAUGGAUGCGAACGACAGAGAAAAGUCAGAUGUUGCCCAAAACCUCCCCCCUCAUUCACGUAGCGACGACCUCUCUCAUUACCAGUCAUCUCCAUCUCCCAAGCGGAAUAGCAAUUCUUCCCUUCAUUCUUCGGAUUCGACUUCCUCUUCUUCUUCGGGAAAACCACGACCACCGCCAACGACCGCUUCAACAACCUCAACAAGUCUUGUCUCUGCUUCCUGCGCAUCAUGCGGCAAGCCGAUGUACGGGCCAUUUGUCCGUGCGCUCGGCACAGUCUUUCACUUGAACUGCUUCAAAUGCAUGGACUGCGGGGACGUCGUUGCAUCCAAGUUUUUUCCGAUUGAAGGACCAGAUGGAAAACAGCAACCUCUUUGUGAACGAGAUUACUUCCGUCGUCUGAACCUAAUCUGUGCGAAAUGCGGUAUGGCGUUGCGGGGUAGCUAUAUCACAGCCUGCAACAAGAAGUUCCACGUCGAACACUUUACCUGCUCCAUUUGCCCUACUCUUUUUGGCCCUCAAGAUUCCUACUACGAGCACGACGGUGACGUUUAUUGUCACUUUCACUACUCAACACGGUUUGCGACCAAAUGUGCCGGAUGCAGCACAGCUAUCUUGAAGCAGUUCGUUGAAAUAAAUAGAAAUCAGAGAGACGAAUGUUGGCAUCCUGAAUGUUAUAUGAUCAAUAAGUUCUGGAAUGUAAAAGUUGUCUCAAGACGUCCGACAUCGAUAGAUGCAGGUGAUCAGGAGGGAGAGCCGCCAUAUGCCGAGGAGGAACAGAAAGAGACUCCAGCGUCCUUGAAAGAGAAACAAAUUCGGAUGGAACAACAGGUAUAUCGAAUUUGGACAGUUCUUUCGGCCUUCGAGGAAUCCAGUGCAGCUUGCAUUUCAGACAUGCUCAGACAAGUCAGUAGUGGACAGUAUCUGGAUGCCAUUCGAAUGGCAGAGAAGUUCAUCCUCCAUGUUGAGGUACUGUUCGCUACCAUAGACGACCUAGAGUUUCAAUUCGCAAGGUUAAACAUGAAGGGUAUGUCGCACGUUCGAGAAGCUCGCAUGCUAUGCCGGAAGACAGUCGAACUCUUCACUUUACUUUCACAUACUCAAGAGACUGGAUCGCGGCGGAUGGGCAUGACGCAGGAACUUCUAGCACUCGUCACGGGUCUUGCACACUACCUAAAAAUCCUCAUUCGGAUUGCUCUUACCGGGGCACUCAAACUCGAACGCGAAAACGAAAAUGUAUCUUCGACCGGAGAGGUGAUCAUCGUUCGUGACGCGAUGGCUGGUUUCCUUGACAAACUCCAUCUUUUGGCCGUGCAACAAGGAAAUCCUUCGGCCAGGAGGCUCAUAAAGGGGAAAGGAGCAGUAACAAUGGUCAACGGCAUGGCCGGAGAAGAUGAUGGUUGGAGACCCGAUUUAAACCAAGGAACGCAAGGUGUAACAUACGGAUUUAGGAGUUUGGCGCCGGAAUAUGCAGGAGAAAGUCCGUUCAAUCCUCUGAGUGGUGGCGGUGGCAUAGGUCCGUCAGACAGCUCUGGGAUUCUCGGCGAUGGGAGUGAAGCAGAAGGAUCCUCGUCAAGACACGUAUCCUCGAGUCACCCUCCUAGCGAUCUGUGCAUCAAAUGUAAUUUGACGGUGGAAGAAGAUUGCGUAAGGUUGGGAACCUAUCAGAGAUGGCAUUCGCAAUGCGUACAGUGUCCAGUCUGUGGCAAAGUUGCUGCCGCUCCUAUUCCUGCGAAGGAAAAGGAAGGGUCAUCAUCAGGAGCGGCUCAGGAUUCUAGUUCGAGUUCGCAGGCAACCUCAAAUGCAGUCCCACCCGCUAACGGACCAUCGCCAUCCGCGGCACAGCAGCCCCCGAAACCCACAACUUCGCGGCGGCCCCCUGCGAAUGUUUCGAUAUUUGUAUAUGAGGUUUCGUCCAUUGUGGAAACGACAUCGUUUGGGAUGGUACCAAUUGUUAUCUUGUGUACCGAACAUGCACACGCAGGGUGCAAAGGCGGCUUCAAAGCAGUGCAGAGACUGGAACAGUAUGCAUUCCUGUUGAACGUUGCCUUGAGGCGGCUGUACCUCCUGUUGAGGAGGCAAGGUGUAGUUCCGGACUCUCCCGCCGUUCCUUCCAGCCCCCCACAAGCCGAUUCUGACCCUUACCGCAACUCUGCCGAUAUCAUGCGUAUGAAGCAGGUUCACUUGGGCAGAAAACUUUCCUCGACUGCUCGAUUACCGAAACGGAGUACGAUCGUGGAAAGUCCCACAGGCAGGAGCGUAGCGCCGUCGGAAAUUCAUCACAAGAGUCAGGACGGAAGGCAACAUCAUCACCAACAGCACCCACAGCAUGGCCAAUCCCAAGCUCAACAGAGCAAGUCGCCGUCGCUUUCAAACCAGCCACCCCCGUUGUCAUUGCAGCAGCAACAUUUUCAACAGCAGCAAUAUCAGCAGCAUUUACAGCAGCAGCAGAUACGACAUGGUGCUGGACCUGAAUGGGGGGUUCACCAGGGUCAAGGGCAAGUAAUAAAACCACCUUUUGCGAGGAAUAAUACGGAGGUCAUGAUCGUGGAUGAAAGUGCACCUAAUUCACCCUCGAUCGGGGAUGAAGCUGGGCCGAUGGGUAUGGGUGGCGUUCAUAUUAAUAGUAGUGGCGCCACGGUCCAGGAAGGUAUCACACUUGCGGAUUUACCACAGCUGAUGGAAGCUGCUCAGGCGAGGGAACAACAGCGGUCGCUUCCAAGGUUGAAUUCGAUACCGUACAUUGCCGAGCUGAGUGCACUUGAACUGGCGAUCAUCAAGCAUUCGGCAGUAUUGGCAUUGAGCAAGAGUCACUUAAAGGAUCAGUUGGAUCUUGAUGAGCUGUUGGAGCUCGUGGAGAUCAAGAAGAGCGGUUUUUGGAAGACCCUAUUCAAGGGGGAUAAGAAGAACGUUAAGAAGAAAGGCGUCUUCGGGAUUCCACUGGAAUUACUCGUGGAAAAGGAAGGCGUAGAUUCCUUACUUGGAGCGUCAAGAGCAACUUUAAGAGUACCUACCUUCAUUGACGAUGUAAUCUCUGCUAUGCGACAGAUGGACAUGUCAGUGGAGGGCAUCUUUAGGAAGAACGGCAAUAUACGGCGGUUAAAAGAGCUCACUGAGGCGAUCGAUAGGGACCCUCUCUCUGUCGAUCUGACACAAGACAAUCCUGUUCAGCUCGCAGCUUUACUCAAGAAAUUCUUACGGGAUCUACCUGAUCCACUACUGACGUUCAAAUUGCAUCGAUUAUUGGUCGCAUCUCAGAGUGUUCCUCAGGAAGCAGACCGCAAACGGCUACUACACAUGUUAUCGAUCAUCAUGCCAAAGUCACACCGGGACACCAUGGAGGUCUUGUUCGUCUUCCUCAAGUGGGUGGCAUCAUUUGCCCACAUGGAUGAGGAGACGGGUAGCAAGAUGGACUCGGGGAACCUUGCAACAGUUAUCUGUCCUAGUAUCCUGUAUUCGCGGGGACGGGACCCAGCUCGAGACGAAAGUUUUGGUGCCAUUCGCGUCGUGACUUCACUUCUGGAGAAUCAGGACGAGUUUUUCGCGGUUCCUGAGGAGUUCAUGUCCAUCUUGCAUGAUCAGGAUUACUUUGCAAACUCUAUGGAACUUCCUGCAAAAGACUUCAUGAGAAAAUGCGAAACGUACCAGAGGCUAAAAUCAGGGAACGGACGUACUCCGGUACCUGGAGGACCUGGUCAGCUGUAUAAUGGUCACAAUGGAAGUGCUCCACGGUUCCCUACGCCUCUUACACCGAACGUCGAAAGACCUCAACCUACGAUGAUGAUGGGCGGAGGACCGCCUCCGACAGAUCGAAGACCUCUUCCCACUGGUUCACCUUCAUCUUAUAACCUUCCACAUCCGCAUCAUCCUCCUAUGGCGCAACCCACUGCCACCUACCCUGCAAGUUCCGUAAACAGUCCAGCUUCCCAGAGUAUGGCAACAUUGACGUCGCCUCGGACACCGCAGCCGUCUUCAGAGGAGCGGCAGAACAUCACUCGGCCAAUAACUUCUAACGGAGUUUCUUCACGGCCAACUUCGUAUGUACAAUCAAGGCCAAGUAUGGAACAACAGCACCAUUCUGCAAACUCAUUUAAUAACGGGUACCAGCCCGCUUUGCGGCAACGUACAUGA
Marasmius oreades (fairy-ring Marasmius) is the source of this 4248-nucleotide messenger RNA. RefSeq lists its product as uncharacterized. The record is from RefSeq and is a predicted model, not a curated record. The transcript has 11 exons. Gene Ontology annotation, cellular component: cytoplasm. The coding region runs from base 1 to 4248 and encodes 1415 amino acids. Gene Ontology annotation, biological process: signal transduction; actin cytoskeleton organization. NCBI's taxonomy places the organism in Eukaryota, Fungi, Basidiomycota, Agaricomycetes, Agaricales, Marasmiaceae.